AUGCUAGCAGCCAGCGAGCGGCAGCAGAUAAUGGAGAAGGGGAAUGAGAAGGGAAAGGGUGCUGGUAAGGAGAAUGCGAAGGCGAAGGCAAAGGAGAAGAGCGUGAAUUACCUAAUUAGGCAAGAUUCGACGCUGCCUCCGCCGGUUCCGAGGAAGAAGAGGAAGCCUAAGGUGCAGAUUAGGAAGGCGAAAGACUUUCCCAAUGCCCCAACGGGAGAGUUGAUUUGUAGGUUAAAAAAACACCCUCCACCUCCUCCGCGUCUCCCCGACCGUACCAGUGCCGGCGUGCGUGCCGCGGAAGCCGUUGCCUCCGGCUCUGCAACCUGCUCCGAGCUGCCUCAUGCAUCUACUAUUGUGGGAGAUGACGAGGAGAAGGAGAAGGAGGACGACGAGGACGUGGACAUGAAUGAGGACAAGGACAAGGACGAUGAGGAAUAUGAGUAGCAGAAUAUGUUUAUAGUCCUGCCACAACCGAGUGCUGAUAUGUCGGAUGAUGAUACAUCAGAAGGGUAUAAGGAAUCAGCUGAUGAACUAGAAGGUGACACUAUGUCCGAGGAAUCAUUUGUGCAUGUUGUCUCUAGUGAGGAGGAGGCAAGAGAAAGGAAAAAUAAAAAGAACAAGAGGCUAAGAGCCAAUGCUCCUGUUACGAUGUCAUCGGAUGUUUGGGCCC
Molecule: messenger RNA, 670 nt
Organism: Triticum aestivum (bread wheat)
Lineage: Eukaryota; Viridiplantae; Streptophyta; Magnoliopsida; Poales; Poaceae
Exons: 4
Coding region: 1-444 (147 amino acids)
Source: RefSeq, a predicted model, not a curated record